Molecule: messenger RNA, 2688 nt
Organism: Salvia hispanica
Lineage: Eukaryota; Viridiplantae; Streptophyta; Magnoliopsida; Lamiales; Lamiaceae
Product: putative late blight resistance protein homolog R1A-3
Biological process (GO): defense response to other organism
Molecular function (GO): ADP binding
Source: RefSeq, a predicted model, not a curated record
AUGGCAGCUUAUGCAGCUUUGCUCUCUCUAAUGCGUCUCAUAGAUGACAUCGAGAACCAUCACUCCCCACCCAUCUCUCUUGACAAACACCAAAUUCAAUCUCUCACUGAAAAUGUUACCUUCCUGCAACAAUUUCUCCAAGCUUACAGGUCUCCUGUUUCUGAUAGCGAUGAAGCAGAUCCACUGGAGAUGCGUAUUGCUGAUGCAGCUUAUGCGGCCGAGGAUGUUAUCGAAUCUCAUAUUGUUGACAAGAUUCAGCACAAUAGACCCGAAGCAACCAAACUCAGACGCUUCUUCAAUUGGUUUCGAGGUUCAAAGGAUCCGAGAAAUGUCUCAUCAAAACAUGAUGAUAUUGAUGAUGAACCGGCCAAGUUGUAUGAAGAUGUACAAAAUGUGAUAGAUGAAAUGGAUCGGAUCAAGGCAGUGGCGAUGGAGACCAAUACAGAGAAGGUUGUGGUGCUCCAUGAUCAACCGUGUAGAUUGGUCUCUUCUUCCACUAAGAAGCAGAGUGGUGGCAUGAUGGUGUUCUCUGAUCAUGUCUUGCAUGGAAUCAUGGAAAAGCUCAUGUCUAACGAAUCCGGUCGCCAAGUCAUCCCCAUAACAGGCAUGGGUGGGAUAGGUAAGACCGCUCUUGCUCAAACUGUUUAUUCACAAAAAGCAAUUAAUGAGCAUUUUGAUAUUUGUGCUUGGGCAACUAUUUCCGAACAAUACAACAAGAGAGAAAUUCUGUGUGAACUUGUUUCUCAAGCCACUAUGAAAGACAAGAAACAACUAAGUGAAAAGAGUGCAGCCGAAUUAGGAUUAGAGCUCCACAAAUAUUUGUUUGGUAGAAGGUUUCUAAUUGUAAUGGAUGAUAUGUGGAAGAUUGAGUCUUGGGACGAGAUUCAACGUUUCUUUCCUAACAAUGAGAAUCACAGUCGAAUAAUGGUGACAACUAGGCAAUCACAACUGACUCCUCAGUUAAACAAUCACUAUAGCCAUUCAAUGGAGUUUCUUGAUGAGGCUAGUAGUUGGAACCUAUUAUCCAAAACUGUGUUUGAAGAGGAACCCUUUCCUCUUGAUUUGCAGAAAGUUGGAAAGGAAAUUGCACACAGUUGUAGAGGACUUCCUUUGUCAAUUGUUGUGGUGGGGGGUAUUUUAAAAAAUAUGGAGCGCACAAAAAAAUGUUGGGAAUCAAUAAGAAACAACCUAACUUCAGUAGUAAAUUUAAAGAAUGAUCAACAUUGCUUGAGAUUAUUAAAAAUGAGCUAUGAUCAUUUGCCUGUCUACUUAAAGCCUUGUUUCUUAUACAUGGGAGUGUUUGAGGAAGACGAAGAAAUUCUCAUCUCAAAGCUUAUCAAGUUAUGGGUCAGCGAAGGAUUUCUUAAACCAAUAGAUGGCAAUAGUUUGGGAACAAUUGGGAAAGGGUUCAUAAAGGACUUAAUUGAUAGAAAUCUCAUUCUAGUUGACAAGUUGGGGUCUACUGGAAAUAUAAAACAAGUCAAAGUUCAUGAUUUGGUAAGAGACCUAUGCGUGAACCAGAGCAAGAAGGAAGGUUUUUAUCAUGUUGUAGGAGAACCUAGUCCUGGAGGCAUAAAGAUCCAUCGCCGCAUUGUCGUACGCAGGAAAACUUCAAAGAAGAAAGUCGUCAAUGACUUGAAGUAUAUGUUACAUGCUCGUUCCAUUAUUUGCGAACAUGGCAAAGUUCCACGGUGCCGGAAUUUUAGAUUGUUGAGGACAAUACAAGUAGGCAGAUCUCGUGGGUUUCAGUAUGUUAACUUGCGGCACCUUGCUCACAUGGGCUCGAGUUUUUCUUAUUCCAAUCAGCUUUGGAAUUUGCAAACGCUGAUCGUUCCUUGGACACCUAUAUUUGCUUUUACUGAGUUUUGGGAAAUGCCUCAACUGAGGCAUAUUCAGAUGAGAUUUGUGCUUCUCCCAGAUCCUUCGAGUGAUUCUUUCGUUAUGGAGAAUCUCGUAGUACUUAAGGGAGCACUUAAUUUGAAGUGGGAUGAAGAGGUGGUUAAGAGAUUUCCCAAUAUCAAGAAAUUGGAUAUAUGUUAUUCAGGGAGACAGGGAAUGGGAUGUGAUGAUGAUUAUUAUUUGAGCAAUAUUAAAUGCUUGUGUAAAUUAGAAUCCCUCGGCAUCUGGUGUAGGAGAGAUUUUAGAGGGAAUGCCUCUUUGUUUAAGCUCACCUUUCCCCAAACCCUCAAGAGUUUGACUCUUGGGAUAAACUUUGCCUUUGAAUGGGAAACGAUGAUGGAAAAGAUUGGUUCAUUGCCCCUUCUUGAGAAGUUUGAGUUGCAUUUGGGAGGCUUUGGAACCGGCAAGUGGGAAAUCUUCGAAGGCCAAUUCCCUUGCCUCAAAUAUUUGGAAUUGGAUACGUGUCAUGGCCUGAAAAAUUGGACUGGGACUGCAGAUGCAAGCUCCAUCUUUCCACGUCUUCAGAAGCUUUGUUUAACUCGAUUGGAAGAGUUGGAGAAUAUUCCAUCUGAAAUUGGUUACAUACCGACUCUCCAAAAUAUAACGAUAUGGUAUUGCGGUGAUUCAGUGGUGAAAUCUGCGAAAGAGAUUGUAGAGGAACAAAUGGAUUUACAAGGUGACGAUAUUCCCUUUCAUGUUAAGGUUACACUACCCUAUGAGUUUAGUAAAAACAAAGGGAUGAACGAAGCAAUGCGGAGCUUGACAGGUCCUAACUUUGAAGUUGUCUAG